UUCUCUUUUACACUACAAAAGCUUAAGCAUUUCGAACGACGACGACCAUCUUCUUCCCUUUCCCUCUCGUUUUGUCUUCUGCUAAAUUCCGUUUCCAUGGACACUCCAAACUUGCUCUCCUCCUACUCCUCCCUGUUUUGCUUCUUCCUCUUCUUUCUUCUCUUAGGUCAUCGGAAACAUGUCUUAGUCGGAGGUUCAAGUGCGUCGCCGGUUUCGGAGUUCGGACCGAAGAUGAUGUUUGUUUUCGGGGAUUCCUACGCCGACACCGGCAACAACCGGAAAACUUUGUCGAGUUCCUGGAAACUUCCUUACGGAAUCACAUUUCCUGGGAAACCUGCCGGCCGUUUCUCCGAUGGUCGAGUUCUCACCGAUUACGUCGCCGGGUACCUGAGAAUAAAGACACCAAUACCCUACAGAUGGAGGAAACAACUGGGCGGACGGGUGAAGUAUGGGAUGAACUUUGCCUAUGGAGGAACUGGUGUGUUCGACACCUUAGUUCCGGAGCCGAACAUGACUACACAGAUCGAUUUCUUGCAGCAGCUUCUCGAUGACUCGGUCUACUCCAAGAGGUCGCUCAAAACUUCUGUCGCACUUGUCAGCCUCGCCGGCAAUGACUACUCUAAUUACCUUGCUACCAACGGCUCUGCUGCGGGGUUUCCGACCUUCAUCGGAAGCGUAGUGAAUCAACUGAAGGUGAACUUGAAAUGGAUCCAUAACACGGGGGUGAGGAAAAUAGCGGUGAGCGCAUUGCAGCCAUUGGGGUGCCUCCCUCGAAGCACUGCUCUUUUGGCCUUCGAGCAGUGCAAUGGAACCGAAAACACGCUCGUCCAACUCCAUAACCAGCUCUUGGUUCAAGCAGUGAACGAUCUCAACCAACAAACCAACAGCUCCUCUUUCUUUGUCCUCGACAUUUACGAUGCCUUUUGGGACGUUUUCGUUCACAAACAAGCUCGCCAAGUGAGUCCGAGAUUUGAGAAUCCGUUCGAGCCAUGCUGUGUUGGAGUGAGUGCUGCAUUUUCAUGCGGGAGUGUAGAUGAAAAUGGGGUGAAGAAGUACACGGUUUGCUGGGAUCCGAAAUCGAAGUUCUUUUGGGAUACGGUUCACCCUACACAAGAAGGAUGGCGAGCUGUGUAUUCAACUCGGGUUCUUCAAAACAGUCUCAAGCAGCUUUGGUAGAAAUUAAUGUUUUCUGUUUAUGGCUCUGUAAUGUGUUUGCGUUUUGUUUGUUGGUUAUCUGUCGAAUCCCUUUUGUGCUGGGAAAAAAAGUUGUAUGAAAUGAAUGGA
Hibiscus syriacus is the source of this 1284-nucleotide messenger RNA. Its product is annotated as GDSL esterase/lipase At5g03610-like. The record is from RefSeq and is a predicted model, not a curated record. The transcript is spliced from 5 exons. Gene Ontology annotation, molecular function: hydrolase activity, acting on ester bonds. The coding region runs from base 97 to 1176 and encodes 359 amino acids. NCBI's taxonomy places the organism in Eukaryota, Viridiplantae, Streptophyta, Magnoliopsida, Malvales, Malvaceae.